AUGAUCAAUUUUCAAUCAAUUCGUAAAACACAUUUUGAUCUUGUGUGUCGUCUUAUUCGUCCGGAACAAGUUAUUUCAUUAAUUCUAGCUGAUGAGAAAGAAACACCUUGCCAAUCUCAAUUGUUUCAAGCUCACUUUCGAAUCGAAAAAUUUACUUGCUUACGUUCAUUACAAUUAAUUGAAUUAGCCGAUGAUGGUCAAUCCUUAUUAUCGAAAUUACACAAAGUGCAAAGUCUUGUUUCUCUUGAAAUCAAUAUUCGAUUUGAUCUUCCAUUGAUUAAGACUUUGCCGUCAAUAAAAACCCUCAUUAUUAAUUUUCCAUCAGGUGUGCAGUUUGAUAUACGACGAUUCGUUGGUUCACUCGCAUUGGAAUAUGUACGACAUUUAUCUAUAUCUUAUUGUUCACUUGGUGCAUUUCUACAUUUUUUUAAUGAGAUGCCUCAACUUAAAUCAUUUAAAACUUCAUUGUUAUUGUUCAAGCCUAUAGAAGUUAAUAUAUUCGCUUAUAUUCACCAAAUACAAAUAACACCAGUUGAUCUCGUUUCUCUAUCAUUAACAAUCAAUGCGCCCGAACUAACGAAUAAUCAUUUUGAACUAUUUCUUACUCCAUUUAAACGUUUGCAACAAUUAGAACUAAUCAUUGAAACUUAUGUAGAUUAUGAAUUUUUUAAUGCUAAUCAAUGGGAAAAAUUUAUUGUAGAACAUUUCCCAAAAUUAACGACUUUUAAUUUUAAAUUUUCCGCAAGUUUUAUCGAACGAGAAAUAAUUGAUCGAUUUCGUUCUCCAUUUUGGUUGAAUAAACAUUGGUUUGUUGCUUUUGAUCCACACAGUCAAACAUUAUUUACCGUACCUCAUUUUGCUUCAACUAAAACGAGUAGUUCAAUUACUUCGGUGUCAUCAGAUUGGACAACAUUACCUCUUGAACAACAUAUUAUUUUUUAUGAUCGUGUUAAUCAAUUAAGAUAUGAAUUAGAUCAAUCAGAACAUUUAUAUCGUUAUAAUCAUGUGAAAGAACUCAUUUUUGAUGAUCCUUAUAUGUAUGAUAAUAAUAUUGCUGAUGUAUCCAAAGUAGAAUCAUUAAUUAUUAAUACAUCGGAUUGGACAUUGGACAAAAUUGUUACAUUGAUUAAAACCGCAAUGCCUUGUGUCAAUUAUCUUCGUCUCAAUUGUACUCAAACGAGUUUACAAGACAAAUAUUUCCCUGAUAUUUCAUUAUCACAAAUUCGACGAUUGUCUUUACCUCAAUUUGGUCGAUACAAAGAAAAAAUUCAAUUCAAUUGGUCAAAAGUUUUUCCAUGUGUAGAACGAUUAACUGCUUCGAUUAAUUCGAAAAAACAAAUUGUAUUUUUAAUUGAUCAUUUCAAAAAUAUGAUCAGUGGUUUCUUUGUUCUUGAUGAAUAUCACUUUGAUAAGUAUGAUAAAAUCAAAGUAGAACGUCAAUGGUUGAAGAAACAUAGUUGUCGUUUAAAAGGCAAAAAAGAAAAUGACUUUAUAUGCGAAAUUAACAGUAAAUAUAGUUUUUCAUUGUGUUUAUGGAUGAGUUAA
Molecule: messenger RNA, 1545 nt
Organism: Rotaria sp. Silwood2
Lineage: Eukaryota; Metazoa; Rotifera; Eurotatoria; Philodinida; Philodinidae
Source: the annotation of a GenBank genome assembly